Prorocentrum cordatum is the source of this 327-nucleotide messenger RNA. The record is from the annotation of a GenBank genome assembly. NCBI's taxonomy places the organism in Eukaryota, Dinophyceae, Prorocentrales, Prorocentraceae.
AUGUGGGCGGACUGGUUCGCCAAACAGGGCGCCAUGGAGCACGGUGCGUCGAAGUUCUACGACGGCUUCUACAAGAUGAAGGUCCAGUACUACAAGAAAGUGGCAUCGGUUGCGGCUGGGCCCACAGUCUUCUGCGAGGUGUGCGUGGCCCGGUCUGGCGCUGGGACUCCUCGGGCCCUGCAGGCGCCGUGCCUCGGGCUGCCCACGGCCGAGGGCCGCAACGAGCGGGCCUACCUGUCCAACCUGCGGUCGCGGCUCAAGAAGCCCAUGCUGGGCAGGCACCCAAGGACGGGGGACACUUUGUCUUGGAGCGCGUCGGCCAUCUGA